GCGAAGAUGUCAGGCGCAGCAGUUGACUAUUCAAAGGCUACUGACGGAACGAGACUCGUAUCACUCGACCCAUACCUCGAGCCAUUCGCUCCUGCACUGAGAGAUAGACAUGCCGUCUAUCGCAAGUGGCUAGACACCAUCAAUGCGACCGAGGGCGGCCUUGUCAAGUUUUCAGAGGGAUACCGCAGAUUUGGCUUCCAAGUGGACGACUCCCAAAAUGUCACGUAUCGCGAAUGGGCUCCAGGCGCUCAGUCGGCCAGCCUCAUUGGCGAUUUCAACAACUGGAAUCGCGACUCGCACAAGAUGUCCAGAGACGAUUUCGGUGUCUGGUCGAUCAAUAUCCCUGCCCAAGGCGGGCAAUGCGCCAUCCCGCACAAGAGCAAAGUCAAGAUCUCAAUGAUUACACACAGCGGCGAGCGAAUCGAGCGUCUUCCAGCCUGGAUCAAGUACGCCGUGCAAGACCUGUCCGUCUCCCCUGUUUACGAUGCCGUCUUCUGGAAUCCUUCGCAGCAAGAGCGCUACGUACCGAAGCAUCCGAAACCGCCUAAGCCGGACAAUGCCAAGAUUUACGAGGCGCAUGUCGGAAUCGCCAGCCCUGAGCCCAAGGUCGCCUCGUAUAAGGAGUUCACGCAGCGUGUCCUGCCCAAGAUCCACGAAUUGGGCUACAAUGUGAUCCAGCUGAUGGCGAUCCAGGAGCAUGCCUACUAUGCUUCGUUUGGCUAUCAGGUCACCAACUUCUUCGCUCCGUCCUCACGCUAUGGUACCCCCGAGGAGCUCAAAGAGCUCAUCGACGUCGCGCACUCAUAUGGUAUCACCGUGCUGCUAGACAUUGUCCACUCCCAUGCCUGCAAGAAUGUACUGGACGGCCUCAACAUGUUUGACGGGACCGACCAUCUGUACUUCCACGAGGGCGCGAAGGGGAGGCACGAGCUGUGGGACUCUCGCCUCUUUAAUUACGGCCAUCACGAGGUGCUUCGCUUCCUGUUGAGCAAUUGCCGCUACUGGCUCGACGAGUACGGCUUCGACGGCUUCCGCUUCGAUGGCGUGACCAGCAUCCUCUACACACAUCACGGCAUUGGGACGGGCUUCUCGGGUGGAUACCAUGAGUACUUUGGGCCUUCAGUGGAUACCGAAGGCGUGGUCUACCUGAUGCUGGCGAACGAGAUGAUCCAUCAGCUCAACAGGGACGCAAUCACGAUCGCAGAGGACGUUUCGGGCAUGCCGGCACUCUGCCGCCCGGUCGAAGAGGGCGGCGUAGGCUUCGACUACCGUUUAAGCAUGGCCGUCCCCGACAUGUGGAUCAAGCUUCUCAAAGAGACGCGCGACGAGGACUGGGAUCUAGGCAACAUUGCCUUUACUCUGACUAACCGCCGCCACAUGGAGAAGAGCAUCGCUUACGCCGAGUCGCACGACCAAGCUCUUGUAGGAGACAAGACCCUUGCCUUCUGGCUGAUGGACAAGGAGAUGUACACCAACAUGUCUGACCUGACCGAGCGCACUCAGAUCAUCGACCGUGGCCUCGCCUUCCACAAGAUGAUUCGCCUCAUUACGCACGCUCUGGGUGGAGAGGGCUACCUGAAUUUCAUCGGCAACGAAUUUGGCCAUCCAGAGUGGCUCGACUUCCCUCGCCAGGGAAACAACUCCUCCUUCCAGCACGCGCGCAGGCAGUUCAACCUCGUCGAGGGGCACGAGGGCUCCUUGUUGAGGUACAAGUACCUCUACCACUUUGACAAGGAAAUGAACGCCGCGGACGCGCGCUUCAAGUGGCUCGCAGCACCGCAGGCCUACGUAUCGCGCAAGGACAAUGGGGACAGGCUGAUUGCCUUUGAUCGCGGCGGGGUAGUCUUCGUCUUCAACUGGAGCAACGACUCGUACGCGGACUACAAGAUCGGGGUGCCCGAGGCGGGGACGUAUCGUUUGGUGCUGGAUUCGGACACCAAGGAGAACGGGGGGCACGCGAGGCUGGACCAUGCGAAGACGGAGUGCUUUUCAACGCCGGGAGAUUGGGAUGGAAGGCCCCAUUCCAUUCAGGUAUACGUGCCGUCGAGGACAUGCAUCGCACUGGCGAGGGUGUGACUCUGACCCGUCUGUGAAUGAUCCCUCUUUAUGCGAUGUAAUCCAUACGAACUUCGUGACGGACCGCGCGCCCUGCGAUUGCGUGAAACAGCACGACUCUUAGCAUUAUCAAGACGUACAACACUCCAGAAUCAGUGGCAGACUCGCGAGCCCCUCUCACCGCCCGCAUGUGAGAGGUCCCGGUGGCCUGUGAUAGCCUCGCUCAGUACCAAGAUGAUGUGCUUCGUGAAGAUAUUGAUUCCCGUUAUUACAACGCCACAAACAAGCCUUCUCGAUGCCUAAAAGAAUGCCUGGUGGCCGGUAAUGGCUUGUCCAAGAAUCAAGGCGUGUAUAU
Jaminaea rosea is the source of this 2410-nucleotide messenger RNA. RefSeq names its product glycoside hydrolase. Gene Ontology annotation, cellular component: cytoplasm. Gene Ontology annotation, molecular function: 1,4-alpha-glucan branching enzyme activity; hydrolase activity, hydrolyzing O-glycosyl compounds; cation binding. NCBI's taxonomy places the organism in Eukaryota, Fungi, Basidiomycota, Exobasidiomycetes, Microstromatales. The transcript is spliced from 2 exons. Bases 7 to 2076 code for a protein of 689 amino acids. The record is from RefSeq and is a predicted model, not a curated record. Gene Ontology annotation, biological process: glycogen biosynthetic process.